Molecule: messenger RNA, 1698 nt
Organism: Colletotrichum chrysophilum
Lineage: Eukaryota; Fungi; Ascomycota; Sordariomycetes; Glomerellales; Glomerellaceae
Exons: 2
Coding region: 1-1698 (565 amino acids)
Biological process (GO): proteolysis
Molecular function (GO): serine-type endopeptidase activity
Source: RefSeq, a predicted model, not a curated record
AUGUACCGUUUUCAAUCAGUCACUCUUUUUCUCGCCCUCGUUUCAGUGUGUUACUCCCAAACGUCCGAACCAGCACCGUCCGCAGUUCCAAGCGGCACAAGCGCGGACUACAUAAUAUAUGCCAAGGAAGGUACUAACAAGGCCGACGGCGAUGGCUUCGGAAAUACACUCGCAGGCCUUGUAGGUGAAGAAAACAGGGACAUCAUUGCCAAUGACAUUGGCAUCCCCUUCGUCUGGCGCGCAAGCCUCACUCCCGAUCAGCUUGCAACGGUCAAAGGCGACCGCGUUGUCGCCGAGGCCGAUAUCAACAACCCUCUCACCCGCGACGACUGGGAGCCGGAUAGGGCGCAGCCGUCGGCCACCCAGCAAAAGCGUGCCGAGGUCACACAGAUCCCGAUCGCCAAAAAUAACAUCUUCGACCUGCGAACGCUUUCGACGCCGCCGAGAGAAAAGGAGUCGCUCCCUAACUACCGAUAUGAUGAUGUUGCCGGCCAGGGAAUUACCGUGUAUGUCGUCGACACCGGCCCGUUUGACUUGCAACAUGAGGAGCUCCGCUCUUCCGAUGCCAGUAUCACCCGCCGUGAGUUGGACCUCGCCAGAGGGAAGGAAUUGGAUCUUCAAGAUCGCCAGUACGGGACAUGCAUUGCUUCCAAGACUGUCGGUGACACAUCCGGGGCGGCAAAGCGGGCAAGUUUAGUCGGAGUUCGCAUCGACUUCACCGAGUUCGGUCUGCUCCGUGGACUCCAGGCCGCCGCCGACGAGAUCAGAGGGAAGGGACUGCAGGGCAAGGCCGUCAUCUCGGUAUCGAUUCUCACGACUGCGCCCAGCGCUGCCUACACGACCUCAAUGCGAAGCAUCAUCCAAUCUCUGAUCAAGUUGGAUGUUCCUGUCGUGACUGGAGCUGGAAACAAGUUCCAAGAUGGCAUCGAGGAGCCUCACAAGUUGCCGGCAGUUCUGGCGAAGGAGCUGCCCGUCAUCGUGGUCGGUUCAGCCGAUAAGGACUUUGGAAUUUCUGCGUUUAGCCAACGUGGCAACCUCGUAACAACGUAUGCCAUCGGCGCCGAUGUCAUGUGCGCUGAAUCCCUCGAAGCGACCAGUCUCGCGACACACUCGGGCACCUCUUUUGCCACGCCUCAGAUCGCAGGAAUGCUGGCGUAUUGGAUGUCCCAUCCUGACUUUGCCCGUGACUUGUCGGCAGGCUCAAUUGCUGAGAUACUCCGCAACAUGACGGGUGCUCUUUCAUACCCGCGUGUCGCUGAGGCCGGAUACCCUCCCAUCGCCUGGAACGGGUACGACCUCGCCGAAUCGUGUUCCGACUCGGGCAGCGGCAGCACAAACGGAAGGAGAGCCAAGCGAGCCAUGAGGCGCGACCUCAACCAGGCGUGUGCGUAUGCGCCGAAGCCCGUCGCUUCUGCGGCCCCGACGGCGACUGCUGUCAACCCUCCAGUGUCUGCAGCUGAUGGUCCCACAACGACAACAACGUCACUUACAGAAACGGCGACCGCCGCACCGGGAACGUGUAACUUGUGUGGUGCCAUGCUUGAUAGCGAGAACGCUAGCAACCUGGGAGGGCAAGUUGACUGCGACGGUGCCGAAUAUGCGCAGAGUUCGUGCGAGGCCAACCCUGACUGCAAAUAUACCACGACAAAUCUUGCCCUGCGCCUUAAAGAGUUCAUGUUUAAUGGCGCCUUCUUGUAA